This is a messenger RNA of Lachancea sp. 'fantastica', 1662 nucleotides long. NCBI's taxonomy places the organism in Eukaryota, Fungi, Ascomycota, Saccharomycetes, Saccharomycetales, Saccharomycetaceae. The record is from the annotation of a GenBank genome assembly.
AUGAUUGAUCCAAAGAACUCUAGUGGUCAACAGACUUAUGCGCUGGCAAACGGGUUCCCAUACACCCACCACCCUUACGGAGCUCAAUACGCCCGUCCAGACGGCCCCUUGUUGCUCCAGGACGUCCAUCUCGUCGAAUCGAUCGCACACUUUGACCGCGAAAGAAUCCCAGAACGUGUCGUUCACGCCAAGGGCGGCGGGUGCCGUUUCGAAUUCGAGCUCACAGACUCGCUCUCGGACAUCACAUUCGCAGCGCCAUACCAAAAACCGGGCUACAAGUGCCCCGGUGUGGUGCGCUACUCAACCGUUGGCGGUGAACAGGGUACCCCUGACACCCAGCGUGACCCCCGUGGUUUCUCGCUCAAAUUCUACACCGAAUGGGGGAACCACGACUGGGUGUUCAACAACACGCCUGUGUUUUUCAUUCGCGACGCCAACAAGUUCCCUCAUUUCAUCCACACUCAAAAGCGCGACCCUCGCACCCAUCUUAACCACGGUGCCGACAGUACUAUGUACUGGGACUAUCUAACUCAAAACCCAGAGUCGAUUCAUCAAAUCACUUAUAUGUUUGGCGAUCGUGGUACCCCUGCCAAUUGGGCCAACAUGAGUGGGUACUCGGGUCACACAUUCAAAUUCAGAAACGAAAAGGGCGAUCUCACAUAUGUGCAAUUCCACAUGCGUCCUGAGGGAGGGUUCAAGUGUUUGACCAAUGAACAAGCCGCUGAACUCAACGGUUCGAAUCCAGACUUUAACCAGCAAACCUUGUUUAAGAUGCUCGAGGCAGGCGAGCGUCCCAGCUACACUUGUUACGUGCAAACCAUGACCCCUAAGCAAGCAGAGGAAUUCCGCUACUCGAUCAACGAUUUGACUAAGGUCUGGCCUCACAAGGAAUUCCCAUUGCGCAAGUUUGGUAAGAUCACUUUGACGCAAAACGUGGACAACUAUUUCGAAGAAAUUGAACAAAUCGCGUUCAGCCCCUCCAACACCUGCAUCCCCGGUAUCGAGCCCUCCAACGAUUCGGUUUUACAAUCGCGUUUGUUUUCGUACCCUGACACCCAGCGUCAUCGUCUGGGUGCUAAUUAUCAGCAAUUGCCUGUUAACAGCCCUAGAAACAUGUGUCCAGCUUCCGCAGGUAGUUCUGGCUGCCCAUUUUUGAUGGGUAAUUUCCAAAGAGAUGGCCCAGGAGCGUUGUACAACCAAAACUCGCAUCCAAACUACAUUUCUACUCAGUACAAGGAGAAGAUUCAAUACAAAGACUUGGUUAAAGAUGAAACCAGCAAGGACAAAUUUGUCGGGGUUGUGCCAAAGAGUGUUUCUGACGCGGGCGUGACAAAGCAAGAGCAGGAACGUCAACACGAGGAUAUUAUCAAUGCUAAGAUUAACGAAUACUUCUGGGUCACCGGGGCUUCACCAAUGGACUUUGAACAACCCAGAGCUUUGUAUGAAAAGGUGUUUGAUGAUAGUCACAAAGAAAGAUUCAUCAACAAUGUUGUCGGCCACGUCAGUACCGCUUCCAAAGAAGUUCAAAGCAGGGUUCCACAAUAUUUUGCUCUCUUGAACAAAGACCUAGGGGCUGCCAUUGCCAAAGGUCUCGGUGUCGAGUAUGAGCCUUUAUCCUUUGAGGAAUAUGCUGAACGCUUGAGCAUCGCCUCCUCGUAUUGA